Molecule: messenger RNA, 4145 nt
Organism: Trichosurus vulpecula (common brushtail)
Lineage: Eukaryota; Metazoa; Chordata; Mammalia; Diprotodontia; Phalangeridae
Gene: PRELID2
Product: PRELI domain containing 2
Exons: 7
Coding region: 84-617 (177 amino acids)
Biological process (GO): phospholipid transport
Cellular component (GO): mitochondrial intermembrane space
Molecular function (GO): phosphatidic acid transfer activity
Source: RefSeq, a predicted model, not a curated record
GGGCAGGCAGGCAGGCAGGCAGGGCCUGUGGGGCUCUGAGAAGGACCGACUGGUUGGCCUGGGGGGACCAUCUCCUGACAGAAAUGGGAAUCACUGUGGAUGUGCACCAAGUGUACAGAUACCCAUUCGAGCAAGUGGUGGCCAGCUUCCUCAGAAAGUACCCUAACUCCAUGGAUAAAAACGUGAUUGCUGUGAAAAUUGUGGAAGAACGAACAGAUGUCUCAACAGGGAUCAUCUACAGAAAGAGGAUUGCAAUCUGUCAGAAUGUGAUUCCAGAAAUUUUAAGAAAGGUGAGCAUUUUAAAAGUGCCAAAUAUCCAGUUGGAAGAGGAAUCAUGGCUUAAUCCUCAGGAAAGAAAUAUGGCUAUAAGAAGUCACUGCCUAACAUGGACCCAAUAUGCAUCCAUGAAUGAAGAAUCUGUCUUCAGGGAAAGCUUAGAAAAUCCAAAUUGGACAGAAUUCAUACAAAGAGGCAGAAUAUCAGUCACUGGGGCAGGAUUUCUCAACUGCAUAUUAGAGACUUUUGCCCGUACUUUUCUAAAGCAGGGCGCCCAGAAGGGAAUUAGAAUAAUGGAAACUCUUCUGAAAGAACAGUGUGGGACCCCCUUAUCUGAAUAAGGAAUGAUCAGGGGAGUUGAGUCCAUGUCUGCGGUUCCGAGAGAACAAUGCCUUCGUAGCCACUGCAUUUCUUAAACCUUUCCAGCCAUAGAGUGAGGAUGGCUCAAGAAUACGGCAUGGACAGCUUGAAGAAAAGGUGUUAGCCUUCUACAAGUAUUUAAAAGGAUACACUCUUUUGGGAGUAUGGUUCUUUUUCCAUUUGCUGAAAGAAAAUGUGACUCUUGGGGAUAAGUUCUUCAAUUUGAAUUUUAUUUGAAUUUUAAUUUUUUUUACUUUGAAAAUGAAAAAGACAUGAUAUUUAGGAUAAUUUUUGCUAAUUAGUGAUGCUCUAUAAUUCUCUUAUGCCAUAAAAGCAACAAGAAUUGUUUAGGAAGACUAGAUAGUGGUCUUCUACAUGCAUGGAACACCACUAUAGCCAUAAGAUUGUGUAGAUUAGUAAAGUUAAAUUCAACUCUUAGAAGAAAUAAGGAAUUGUACUUUGAACCUGAGAUGGUCUGUGAUAGUCAGGCUGUUGUUGGAUUAUGCGAAAAACAAAUUACCUUUAUAGUACAUGUGUUAUGAUGAUUUGAUAUCCUUUUUAUAACCCUCAAAAGAAGAACAUUUGCUAUCUUUCCUAUAAUAACCAUUUUAUAUUCCGAUAUUUUAGCUAAAUCCAUGAUAUUUAGUAGAGCAUUAGGUUGGAUAUAAGGAGCCUUGAGCUUUAGUCUUUACUGAUUCAGAUCACUUAACUAAUUUUAAUUUUCUUAUCUGUUCAGUGGGAUAAGACUCGCUCUAGGACCCUGUUUGGGUUGUUAGGAAGGAAUGAAAGAAGCAAGCAUUUAUUAAGUGUCUACUAUAUGUCAGACAAUGUUAAGAGCUUUACACAACCCUGGAAGGUAGGUGUUAUUAUUAUCCCCAUUUUAUAGAUGAAGAAACUUUGACACACAAAGGUUAAAUGACUUCCUUAGGGUCACACAGCUAGGAAGUAUCUGAGGCUGGAUUUGAACUCAGGUCUUCCUGACCUGAUAGGCUCAGUGCUCUAUCUGCUGUGCUACCUAGAUCAAGUCAGAUAAUUGAUGUGAAAGCACUUUGAAAAGAUGAAAGCAGUACAAUUAUUUCUUAAAAACCACAGUUCAGUACUGCUUUAUUCUAUUAGAGAAAGACAAAAUAAACAAAACAUAAAUGAAGUUCUUAAUGGCGUUCUAAACCAAAGGUUUGGGAGAUAAUAACUUUCAAGUCAUCUUAGGAUAGAGAAAAUGGACCAUCAUUGAUAAGUCUCAGAAGGUUGUUCUUUAUUGUUCAUAUUCAAACCUUCAUUUUACUUCAGGCACCAAUAGAUUUUAAAGUUAUUGUACUUUUCAUGGCAAGCUUUCAAUUGUGAAUCUGUAUUUCUUAUAUUUGUGUUGCUUGAUUUUUGUUUCUCAUGAUAAUUUCCCCUUGUUUUCUUGCUAUAUCAUUCAACCUUCAUUUGUACUGGGAGGAAAAUAUGAAGGCCAGAACCUAGAAGUUACUGUGGCUUUUCCAUCCGUAUGUGGUACAUGGACUUUUUGAAUGACAGCCUAGUUCCAAAAAUAAGAUGCAAUAAUUUUGCUCUUCCAGUGAAGUUGUAUCUGAUUUGCUUCUUUUCCUGAAGAACUUAAGGUCAUUUACAGAGAUUAUCUUCCUCUCUUUUACAUGACCCCUUUGAAGAAGUUAGGGAUCUUUAGUAUUAUGUCCAUUUUAGAGAUAAAAAAAAACCUAAAGCACAGAGAGGCAGAAUUUCCUUUAUAAUUGAAUUGCUUAAGGAGUUUAAAGGUCAGCCAAAAAACCAUUAGUCACUAAUAGUCCUUUGCAGAGUUGCUUCUUCUAAUUUGCUGGAUUUCAUCCUUCUGUGCAUUCUCUACCCAAAGGUCACCUUUAUAGUAAAGUACACUUCUUAGACUUGUGGUAAUCAUUUUUGCCUGCUCGCUUUAUUUUUACAGGUAUUGAUAGCUUUGUGCAUCAAAUCUGUUUUGAUAUUCAAUUUUUUUUAUUGGUUAUGGCUUAUAAUUUAUUUUAAUUCUAUAUACCUGUCAUUGUCAUGUGAUCAGACAUCUGAAACUCCCUAUUUGGCUGCCCUGUUUUUCCCUCAUCUUGAAACUGAGAUGAAGCUGUAACUUGCAAAAAUAGGAAUAGUUUGGGAAGGUGUCUAUUCUCAGCAGUUGGUUUGAGUAACCUUUAAUCUAGUUGGUGAGUUUAGGUCACCAAACAGCCAACUGGAAAAAAAAAUCUAUAAAAGACAUUUUUGCUAAUCUAUUCAAUUAUAUCAUGCACAUUUCCAGUUGUUUUUGAAGGCUUUGUAAUUGAUUCAACCACUGGUCAAUAAAGUUUUUAGUUCAGAAUAUGGAAAAUACAGAAAAUUCCAUUUAUGAGGAAAGCUGAUUUAAGAUUUUGCCUGUUAUUGUUUCACCUUGGUAAAGUUUUAUCCAUUCAAUCAUACGCUGAUGAAAGAUGCAAUAUUUUAAUAUAAACUGUAUCAUGUGUUUUAUAUUCAGUAACACUUUAUUUAUCUGACACGUUGGUGGAAUAGAAUGAUCCACAUAAAUGAAUUUUACAGGUAACCAAAGCUUGCCAUCUCAAGUGGCAAUCUUUUAAAAUUUUCUGAUGGAAAUUUUGCCAAAACGUAUGACAUGCUUCUUAAAUAGUGUUCUAAACAUAGUUUUAAUAUCUUCUUGUUGGUCAGCAUCACGAAUGUCAAUCAUUGCACUAUUCUGUAAUUCACUGAAACCCUGAGGCUGCUAUCAUAGUAUAUUAAGGAGUUUAUCCCUACACUAAAAAUCCCUGGAUUGCAGUAUUUUUUAAAAAUUUAACUUGUUUUUUAAAUACACACACACAUAUAUUUUUUUUCUUUAGAAUUUACAGUCAGCUGUAAAUUCUUAGGUUCCAAUUCUAAUAUGUAAGAGCUAUAAACCUAGAUAAUUAGGAAUGCUAUAAUCUUAUAUAAAAUAAAAGCCAAUAAUUUCUAAUGGAUUGGGGUGCUAUCCUAUGAACAUGGGUAUAUGGCUAUCAUGGCUGGUUUUUUUUUUGUCAUUGCCAAGAGACUUUUUUUCAUUGUCUUCUUGGUUCUUUUCUAUAGUGGGUAUGUAUAAUUUAGGAUCAUAGAAUAAUAAAUUUAGAGCUGAAACAGAUCUCAGAUGAUGGACUAGGUGCUAUCUAGUCCAUCCCUGAGAGGUUAAGUGACUUUUCCAAUGUCUUACAUGUGUGGUAAUGAUUAUAUAAGUGACUUUCAGAUGAGUGUGACAUUCUGUAAUUACACAAUUUAAUUGUAAUUAACAAUUAAAUCUACUGAACUAUUGUUCAGUUAUUUUCUUUAAACAUUUUAAAGCAGAUUCAAUAAUGUAUGGAUUAAAAUUCAACUGAAUAUUUCUCAUACCAAGCCCGUUAUAGUUAGAAGAUGCCUGAUGAGGUAUUUUGAUUCAGUGUUACUGUGAUUUAAGGGAGAGGAGGCAAAUCUACUGAAUGCUCUGUGUAACAUUCUUGAAAGGAAUAGUUAAUAAAUUGCUGUCACUAUGAAAUAAAGGUGUUUCAAUU